AUGGCCAAACUGCUCCUUCUUGUUGUUGUUGUUGGCAUUGCAGCCCUGGCAAUGGCACAUGCUGCCGCAACACCACAGCAGCAACAGCAGCAGCUGCAGCGACUGAUUGCCGAGGAGCAGAGCAAGUGCGUCAGUGGACAAGAUUCAAUGGCGUGCAUCAAAGAGCGUGCCAUGCGCUUUGUGGACAAUGUGAUGAGCAAAGAUAGUUACACGCUCUCCAAUAUGGAGGUGCACUCAAAUGGCCAACAGCUGGCUCCUGUUAGCGAGGCACGCGCCAAUAGCGCUGAUGGCUUCCUGGACGCCAUCGAGAACUAUAUUAAGGGACACGAUGUUAGCGUUAACUUGCCCAUGGCCGAUGCCAAGAUCACCGUCUCGGCACGCAAUUUGGCCAAUGACGAGAUGAGCUUGAACCUGCAGCUGAACAACGAUGAUGUUGCCGAAACCGAAGCCAGGGGUAAGAAGGGCAACAUCUUCAAGAAGGGCAAGAAGAACCGUCUUCGCAAGCUGGCCAUGCCCAUUCUGGUGCUGAUUCUGCUGAAGUCCAUCACCGUCAUUCCCAUGGCCAUUGGCAUACUGAAGAUUAAGGCAUUUAACGCACUCGCUUUGGGCUUCUUCUCCUUCAUUGUCUCGGUUGGUUUGGCCAUUUUCCAAUUGUGCAAAAAGAUUGCCCAUGAUCAUCAUCACACCGCACACAUCACCGCCCACGGCCCCUGGGAUGGUCGCACCUUCGGCGCUGUACCCGCUCCCGUUGUGGAGCAGCCCCAACAACUGGCCCAGAGCCUGGCAUACAAGGCCUAUGCCUAAGUCCUAAACC
This is a messenger RNA of Drosophila innubila, 814 nucleotides long. RefSeq lists its product as uncharacterized. The transcript is spliced from 4 exons. The coding region runs from base 1 to 804 and encodes 267 amino acids. The record is from RefSeq and is a predicted model, not a curated record. NCBI's taxonomy places the organism in Eukaryota, Metazoa, Arthropoda, Insecta, Diptera, Drosophilidae.